Messenger RNA from Amphimedon queenslandica, 1806 nucleotides. RefSeq names its product solute carrier family 15 member 4-like. Gene Ontology annotation, molecular function: transmembrane transporter activity. The transcript has a single exon. Gene Ontology annotation, biological process: transmembrane transport. Lineage: Eukaryota; Metazoa; Porifera; Demospongiae; Haplosclerida; Niphatidae. The coding region runs from base 1 to 1806 and encodes 601 amino acids. The record is from RefSeq and is a predicted model, not a curated record. Gene Ontology annotation, cellular component: membrane.
AUGGAUUCUCACAAAGAAGCGAGGCAUUUGCUGUCCUCUUCAUUUGAUGGUGGAAGUAUUUCUCUUGUCAUUAAUGUGAAAAAGGAUAAAAGAUCAAAAGCCACCAGGUGUUUCAGAAAUUAUUGGAAGGAGCUAAAGGCCCGUUCAUUAAAUAUCCCAUCAAUUCUUCUAUUGCUCUAUGCUGCACCAAUUUCAAUCUGCACUGUAAUUUUGUAUAACAUUGCUAAUGACAUAAUUGUUCCACCCAGUCACUUAUGUUCAUUCUAUUAUCCUGGAAGUGAUGCAUUUGCUUACAGUCUGGUAACAAUUAUUGAGAAUGCCCUUUACUUUCUCAUUCCUCUUUGUGGUUGGUUAUCAGACACAAAGAUAGGACGCGGCAAUGCUAUUUAUUUUAGCCUGUGGCUCGGUUGGAUAGGAUCUCUCCUGCAGUCGAUAAGCUCUUGUUUGCAAUACAGUUCCUGUGGUCCUAUUGCUCUGACAGGUAGAUAUGCCAUUUCAGGGAUUGCUCUCCUAUUUUUAUUGGUUUCAAUGGCUUUUAUGUAUGCCAAUGUAUUAGCAUAUGGCAUUGAUCAAAUGAUGAAUACUUCAAGUAUCAAGAUACGUGCUUUUAUUCACUGGUAUGUGUGGGUACUUUUUGCCAGUGGAAAUAUCUCCUCUUAUACUAGUUUUCUUUCCAUUACACAAUAUCACACUGGUGCUCUCUCAGUUGCAGCUAUAGCAUUUCUUCUCUUCUCUCUCUCCCUUUGUCUUCAUUUUCAUCUUCAGCACCGCUUUGAACACAUACCCAUUCCAAACGUAUACAAAACCAUUUUUAAAGUUAUAAAGUGCUCCUUUGAAGGCAAAUAUUUUAAAAGGCAACGCAGUGCAUUCACAUACUGGGGAGAUGAACCAAACAGGCUUGAUUUUGCUAAGGAGAGAUAUGGUGGUAGUUUUACUCAUGAAGAAGUUGAAAAUGUUAAGACCUUUUUACGUAUUUUAGUUAUCCUGGCAGCUCUUUCUCCUUUCCUUAUAGCUUCAGAUCCUUUUAUUAAUGGAAUAUCAAGUUUUGUUCCACAAUUCAAGAAAGGAUACACAGGCCUUGAAGGAAAUGCUGGUUUUGUCGUUUGGUUUAUUGGUGAUAACACAGUACUGCUGCUCGUUCCUCUCUUUGAAUUGGUGAUAUUGCCAUUAUUUCCUAAAUUAGAAUAUUUCUUGAUCAGUCCCCUGAAAGGGCUCUGUGUGUCAUACAUUAGUCUCAUACUAUCAAUACUUAGUGUAUUUAUUAUUGACAUGGCUGGAAGAUUGACUAAUGGACCUUUUGACAUUCCCUGUUUUACUGUGUGGGAGAAAACUGAUCAAGCAAUUCAGCUCUCCUUCUGGAUACUAGUUUUACCAUCAUUACUCGCUGGCAUAUCAGAUGCUAUAACUCUUAUAUGCGUGUUUGAAUUUCUAUGCAGUCAAGCUCCUUUUGGUAUGCAUGGGAUGCUUAUUGGAUUGUUCUGGUUCCUACGUGCUAUAUUCAUUGACAUUGGCUCUGGACUUACAGUGACAUUUCAAUAUGUCAGUUUCAGUUCAAAAUCUACAAUGUCAUGCACUUCAUGGUUCACUAUUAUAUUAGGUUCUGUGGCUGUAGUUGGUAUAGUCAUAUAUAUAUUAACAGCACGGUGGUAUGUGAAGCGGGUAAGAGACCCUGACCUUGACCUUCGCUCUGCCAUUGAAGAGCAAUUUGAACAAAGACUGAUUAGAGAAGAGUCUUUUAUCGAUAAAAACAAUAAACAAAAUGAGGAUGACAUUGUUCUCAUUAAAGAGGAAAAUGCACAACAUUAA